GCUUUUAUUAAUUAGUAAUAGAGAGCCUGUUUACUUAGACCAGGAACCAGUUACCUCUUAUAUAAUGUGAUCCACAGCCUAGUUAGUGUAACGUUAUCUGUUUUUCCUCGUAUCGAAUACACAGAAAUAUUGAUAAUACACGAUUACCAUUAAUUAGUAUAUCCACAUCUGACCUCAAUUCCGCCUGUUUAGAACAACAAAAUUAGUUGUUUGUUUUAGCAAAUGAUGUUACCUCUUUCCAUGAACAAGUCAUGUUUGUGUUAUUCUACAUUAAAAAAUGAUAUGUAUAUAUAUUUAUAUGUCUUCGAAGGAUCUGCCCCCGAAUGCCCUGGUACGACUGAGGGUGGGGAGGGUUUGCUCUUCUCGAAAUGCUCGCACAUGGCCACGUGUAUACAGCCACCUCCAGGGAAGUCCUACUCACUGCGUUCUCGCGGUGGGGAUGUUUACAAAGUUGAUAGGACGAAAACCUAACUAAAACUCCAAAGAUUCCACUCUAGUAAAAUACUGUUCAGAUAAUUGGUCCUUGGUUCUCAGUCUGACAUCAGUUCAGGGUGGAAAUUAUCUUCGAAUGAGCGAGAAUUUCUACAAGCGGUAAAUUGUCUUGUAGCCUUCAGUGACCCACUUGGGAACCUUCUUCAGCUUUUAUAUUUCGUAACUUGUGAAAUCAAUAAAAUCAAAUAAGCAUCCUUCAAUAGUAUCGAUCGUACUAUAUCGUCGGAUUACUAUGGUUAAACAACAUAGGCUGAUAAGUUCCAAGUUAGUAGAUAAAUAACGUGUUCACGUCAUGUUCGUGAUUGAUUACUAUCAAACGGCCUUGAAUCAGGAUGAAAUAACUGCUCAGUUUCCUAAUGAUUUUAAAAUUUCACUUGUCUUAGAAGACUCACCAGCCCUGGUGGGUUAAUGUUUUACAGUCUUAAUACGGGUUCAAAAAGAUGACUAUUUUUGGCAACUUGCAUUACUCAUGGAGUAGGCGUGAUAUCCAUCUGACCAUAAAAGGGUGAGUGGAACUAUGUACUACUCUGUGGCUGUGAAACCUGGUCUCUGAAAGUAGAACACAUGUGUUUGUUCCGGAUGUUUGAUCGCAAGCGUUUUCAAAGUAUUGCACGUGUAUCAUAAAAUGGUCAAGUAAGCAGUGCUGAGGUUAUUCACAGGGUACUAAGCAAAGAUAGAUUGCCAUAAUUUAUCACUUAAUCCGUAAACUUUUAGUUCUGUAUUUUAAAACACAACAAACAAAGUACAUCAGUCUUUUUAAAAAUAGAUUUUAGCUCAUAGUGAACCAUGAAAGAGAGCGACAAAUUUAUUCCAUCUUGUGAACACCAUGCAACGGAAGAAUUAUCACCAACCAAAUCUGAGGAUUCUAAUCUUCAAAACACUCCUGAAAUUCCCACAAGCUUGCCUAGUCGAAUUGAACUAGUUCGGCCUAUUUAUCAUCAAAUUUCGGAUUUUUGUUUUGAUUUUGAUUCGGAAGGUAUUCUUCGUCAUAUUCAAACAGGAGACACAUUCUGUGUAAAGGUAACUUCAACAGGCCCUUCACUUAAAAGACAAGAAAUUAUUCGUGCAAUUUGUACACGUUUAAUUCGUCAACGGCUAUUUGCUUUAAAUAUGGAAUCAAGUCAAGUUCCGAUUCCUGGACAUCCUACUCACUGUAUGAGAGUUUUACAUUCUAAAAAUUUUUUUACCCACAAAGGUCCCAUCAUUAUUUUGUUACAAGGGGGUGGAAUUGCUCAGGCUGGCGUUUGGGCUCCUCGUCUUCUAUUACAUCCUCAACAUGGUCUACAGUCUGGCAGUCAAAUAUCUUUAGUCAAAAAAGCACAUGAACAAGGUUAUGCAAUAGCUAUUAUCAAUGCAAACGAACAUGUCCCAAGUGAAGCAGAAAUGGAUGCUAUGGAAAAAUUUCCUAAUCCUUCUUGUCCAUUAUUCAAUGUUACAGAAUGUGUACGUAUUGAUCAUAAUCUUAAGUCACCUGUUCAUGACAAUAAUCAUGAUGUACCAAUCUAUUUUACUUUACCUGAUCAUUCAAAUAAGUUAAUAUUACCUGCGCUUGACAGCAAGUCUCACCAUCCAGUUGCUUUCGAUUCAAAUUUAGAAAAUCCAAUACUCUUUGUACCAUGUAAAUCAUCUACUGAACAAGAAUCCAAACAGUUAUUUCGAUCGUGUUUGACAAGAACACCGUCAUCAUCAUCAGCUUUAUCAUGUUUACUCACUGGAUCGAAUUCUACAUCCAGUUCAACUAUGCGAACAAAUUCUAACCUACAGAAAACACCUGUUUGCUGCGUGAAUUCAAUUUGUUCGACGAAUGAAACUUGUUUAACUUCAUCGACUACUGAUUUGACGUUGAAUACGCAUGUAAAAUCUAUUGGUUCGACAGUUAACGCACCUUCAUCAUCCUCAAUGUUAAAUGCUACUCAUUCACUGAACUACGAAUCACAGUCACAAAAACAUGUGUUUUUAGUUCCAUCUAAUAGUAUCGCUCUUAAGAAUUUGAUACAGGUUCCACAAGGUAGAAAUAUUGUUUCAGAUGAUAUGAAUUCACUUAACUCAUCUAACUGUCAAUCAUUUGUUGAAAAUUCAACUUGCGUGAUAAAUUCCGGAAAUAAUAUUACUGCUGUUAAAAAAUCUUCAAUCAUCUGUCAUUUUCCCGCAACAUCAAUGCCAACAGCAUCAACAACAACGACACUACCAACAACAUCUGAUAUACCAUCAUACUCCAUUGAAGAUAAAGACCGAAAUUUUCCAAAGGGUGGUUCAUUAAACAAUGAUCCAAUAGUGUCAAAUAUUUCUGUAGAGGAUCGUCUCUAUGGCAUAUGGCGUCAACUUAUACCACAUUGUGCAUCAAAUCAUAUAUUAGUUUGGGCUCAUCAACAAGGUGCCAAUGCAUUUAUUCAUCCAUUCAAACCGAUGCCUGAUGUGUUUCCUGGGUUUUCAUUACCAGUUCCAAUUAAUUCACGUAAGAAAUUGUCUUCAACUCCUAUCAACACGGAUAUAAAACAAAUGUCAGAAAAACCGAUUAUCCCACCUACCAUACAUAAUGAUUCCAUGCUUGAUAAAUGUCCGGAAUCCUUAUCCAAUAACCACAACAAUCUGGAUUCUGUAGUUCAGCACAACUCUAAGAUGCGGAUUAAUAAACAAUUAGAGUGGUCAACUGGUUGUUUAUCAAAAGUAUUAAAAUCACCAGUUGUUCUGUCUGAUACAGUAUCAUAUAACACUUCUAAAAAACCACGUUUAUCUAAUGAAUGCGAUGGAAAUAAUCCUUCUACACAAGUUGCAUAUAAUAAUGUGCCUAGUGACUAUCAAAACAAUGGCAUCAAUAAUAUUGACAAAGCAAAAAUACGUUUUACAAGAAGACGUCAUUUAUCUUCUGGACCUAUACUUAUGACACAUAAAAAUGAAAAUAGUACACGUAAAAGUGCAUAUAUUUUGGAGCCUACAAAUGAUAAUUUACCUCUUAUUACAAAUGAUUAUGAACAAUCUCAACAAAAUAAACCUCUUGUGACUAUCAACACUAUUCCUGAUGAAAUUAGAGAAAUACUUCCUAAAGUUUCAACUGGACGUUUAUGGUUCGAUCGACGUAUUUAUGGACCAUGGAGACAUCAUGUCACUCCAGAAGCUUCAAGGCGUGCAUUUUGGUUACCAGAUGAUAACGGCUUAUUAGCUAAAAACAUUUCAAAGAAAAAUGCCUCAAAUUCUAUUACAAAUCAAACUGAAAAUAAAUUAUGUGUUGAUAAUUUACCAGCAGUAAGUGGUAGUGACUUGGAUGCCAUGCGUUUUGCUAAACAUGGUGGUGUCAUACCUCAAAGUGUUGGUAUAUGGUCUGAUAUCAUUUCAAAGGAUAAUAAUAAUUCAGAUGAAUUUUUACAACUACGUUUAGCAAGAGCAUGGCAACGUAAAGCGGAGCGUUUAUGGCGUGAGUUGACAAGUCGUGUAAAAGCUGUUGUAUUUACUGAUUCAGCAGAUGUGUUGGAUUUAUGUGCAGCUGGGGUUGGAUGGGGGUUGAAUAUCCUUAAUGAACAGAAUAAUAAUGAUAGUGAAUUACCCUGUAUUUAUAAGCCUACAAUAUAUCAGCAAAAUAUACCAGAAAAAGUCUUACAAUUCAGAGAAUGGUUAUCACAGAAUUCAGUGAACUAUGUAGCAGCCAAUCUCAAAUUAGGUACACGACUCAAUCCACAAGUUAAUACACAACGACAUGCUAUCCCAACACUGUCAUCAAGCACAACAGAACAUGAUCUCAUUCCUAGUACUGUAUUACAUCAUAUAUUUGAUUUUUUCCGAUCAAAAUUACAACCAUCAUUUCCCAAGGAAGACAGUGAACAUACAAAAUCAGAAUCACCUUCAACAAUCGUGGAGAAUAGUACUUGUUCAAUGUUGUCAUCUGUAAAUUCAUAG
Messenger RNA from Schistosoma intercalatum, 4383 nucleotides. The record is from the annotation of a GenBank genome assembly. NCBI's taxonomy places the organism in Eukaryota, Metazoa, Platyhelminthes, Trematoda, Strigeidida, Schistosomatidae.